AUGGGAACAUUUUGUUACGAUCAAUAUGAGCACCCGUUAUUGUGGUGUGAUGAAAAAAAGAAAUUUGUUGAGAAAAAGAAUGCCGACGAAAGUAUGAUGCAAUGGAGGCAGAAAAGAAUUGAAGAAAAAACAAAACAACAAAGGGAUAAACUUGAGUAUACAGAUCUAUCACAGAAACAUUGUCCAUGGGGUAAACCGGGUGGUGGUGCACCAAAUGUUGACGUACGACGACAUGAUAUUACUGUUGAAGGAUUACAUUCUACACCAGGAACGAAAAUUAUACCAGGUUUAAGAAGUUAUCCAUCAUCACGUAGGCCAAGUAUACCAAGAGGGCAUUAUUUAGGUGGUUGUGAUCCUCCACCACAUGGUUUAGGUAGUGGUCAAAAGAGAGGUUCUGGUAUUUCUGGAAUUGGGCCUACUAGUCCAUAUAAUACAACAAAUCUAGGAAAUAUAAGUAUAAGUAGGGAAUUAGGAGGUGGUGGUGCAGGUCGAACUGAUAGUUCACAAAUUCGUAGUGCUGCCGAAAGAUUAUUUAUUACAUUAAAAGAUCAACCGAAUUCAAAAGGUAAACCACACGUUGAUAUUGAAUUGAGAUAUAAAACAACACCGACCGGUAAUAAAAUGUUGGAUAAAAUUGUAGUUACUGAACAAGAAUGUCCUGGAACAAAAAAAAAAUCAAGAGAGAAUCCUUGGGGUAGACCAGGUCCAGGGGGUAAACCUUGGAGAAGUCAAAGUAAAGUCGGACAUGAUUUUUUACAUUCUAUGGGUUGGACAAGUGAACAAAUGUUACGAGAUAUGGAUGAUGUUAAAAAUGGUUUGAGAACAAGAUCAACUGGUGCAAAACCAAAAUUAAAAAAGAAACGUUCACGUGGUGAUGAAGUUCUUAAAAGCUGUUGUGAAUUAUGUGUUUGUAAAUGUCCUGUUAAAGUUGAAAGAAGUGGCAGUAAAAAUGGUGUAAGAACAUCAGCUGGUGUUAAUGUUACAACUAAAGCUGAUUUAAAACGUGAAAUACAAAAAGAUUUAGAAUUAGAAAAAGAGAAAAUUGAUUUUCAUACAACUGGUAGUGGUCUUUCGAAAGUUCAUCAAAAACCACCACCAAAAGUAUGUCCACGUUAUGAGGGUACAUUAACAACACCAAGUAGUAAUGUUGAACUUGUACCAUUAUUAGCACGUAGAAGAGGUGCAAAUCGUCCUAUAAGUUUAUCAAGUACAGAUGUUACAAAAAGAACUGUGGAAAAUAGCACACCAUUUGCUUUGGAUAUCACAAGAGAUUUGAAUAAUCAAGUAAUUGAAAAAAGGCAAAAUCGGACAUUACAUAGAUUGGCAGAACGUCAAGCAUGUAGCGAUCAUUUCCAAACAUUGGAUACAUAUUGGGGUCGACCUGGUUAUGGUGCUCCAAAAGGUGUCGUUAGAAAAUUAAAUUUAGAUGAAUUAUUGUGGUCUGGUGGAGAAUAAAUUCAUUUUUGUUCUCAUUGCAUUUUUUUUUUGUUUUUUUCAAUCAUUAUUCAUUUUGUUUUUCUUUUAUAUUUCCAUUAUUUAAUUAGU
Condylostylus longicornis is the source of this 1545-nucleotide messenger RNA. RefSeq lists its product as uncharacterized. The transcript has 6 exons. The record is from RefSeq and is a predicted model, not a curated record. Bases 1 to 1455 code for a protein of 484 amino acids. NCBI's taxonomy places the organism in Eukaryota, Metazoa, Arthropoda, Insecta, Diptera, Dolichopodidae.